This is a messenger RNA of Tigriopus californicus, 2703 nucleotides long. RefSeq lists its product as uncharacterized. The record is from RefSeq and is a predicted model, not a curated record. The coding region runs from base 102 to 1793 and encodes 563 amino acids. NCBI's taxonomy places the organism in Eukaryota, Metazoa, Arthropoda, Copepoda, Harpacticoida, Harpacticidae. The transcript is spliced from 2 exons.
CAACAACAGCAACAACAGCAACGGGCGCUGAUGGAGUGGUCCGCGAGGGAGGAGCGGUGGCGGGCUGCCCACAAAAUUGCACACGUCUGCAGAAGAAUGUCAUGACUUUAACUCCCAGUUGUGUUGCAGAUUUCACGAAAGAGUGGGUGCUGUUCAUCAUGCAGCAAUACUACAAGAGCAAUUUUCAAGAGAGCCUCAAAGAAAUUGGCAAGUUCACUGCCGAAUGUGCCGCCGACAAACCCCCAUCUUCCACGGGUUUCGAUAGUAAUGAGAAUCAGACCGAAGUGAGCCAACAUAUUCUAAGCCAGGCCUUCAAGGUGAUGGUGGAUGUGCCUGACCCUCCAAUGUCUGGAGGCCGGGAGAGUGAUGACACCAAGGGGAGUGGCCCCAAUCAUGCCACGGCGCCCAAAGUGUCCGGGAAAGAGAAGGGCAAGGAGAGAGACAACCAAAUGAUCAAAAAGAAGAAGAAUAAGAUCCACCACCUGUUCGUCAAGAUCCCGCCCAAGCGCACCGCCAAAUUCGAGCGCAUGGUCCGUCGCAAUCGCACCCUAGAGCAUGAGGUGUUGGUGUAUGCGGAGUUCCUGAAAGACUUGAAGAAUUUCGUCGAGGCCCGUGUGGGUGAUAAUGUCACCCUGAAGAUUCCCGAGCUGUACCAUGGUUACCAGGCCUCGGAUUGCGAAGGCUCCGUACCUGACAACCACGUCCUCAUUAUCGAGGACCUGACCAAGAAAGGUUUCAAGACACGAGAUUGGUUCACCCACAAAUUAACCCACGAAGAAGUCACUCUGGCUGUGAGUGAGUUGGCCAAGUUUCAUGCCUGCGGCCUCGCCUACAGAAUGUCCUUGAAGGAGGAAAUCGACGAGAAGUACCCCUACCUCGAGGACGACUUGUACACCUCGAACAUGGCCAAGGAACUGUUGGCCAAGUACCUGGACUCCUACCUUCAUUUCUUGUCCCUCCUUCCGGGCAUCCAGGAGCACGUGCUCAAAUUGAGAAAAAUCUCCAAUGAAGUCUUUCAGCUACUCGUGAAGCUGAGGAGGCCGAGUGACCCGCUAGGCACUCGAUUCAAUACUGUUUGUCAUGGUGACAUGUGGAUGGGCAACCUCAUGUUCAAAUCUCAGCCCGAAGAGUCCGAGGAUGGAGGAGGCCCACCGCGCGAUAAAGUGUCCGACUGCAUCAUCAUUGACUUCCAUUCGGCUCAAUUCUUGUCUCCGGCCACGGAUCUGGCCCAUCUCCUGCUGACCUCGACCAGCCGCGAAUAUCGCCUCGAGCACUGGGACGAGGUCAUCGAGGGCUACUACGACACUUUCAAUCGCACCUUGGCCGAAUUUGGACUCAUCCUCCGUCAUUUAGGGACCACCUACAACGAUUUCCUCUACGAAGUCAAGCGAGCUCUUCGAGGCCAAUUCCUCUGCGUUGCCUUUAUCAUUCCCAUUGUGAUAUACUGUGGACCCACGGAAUGGAGGUUCGAGCGACGGCGUGGAUCGUCCUCGGAUCGCAAGAACACCAUUCGGCACUUGAUCCAGAUGAUGGCCAUCCAUGAGGAGGUGCCCGAUUCGCCGGAUGUUGAGGAGGAGGCGCCUGAUUUCGAGGCCGAAAUGAAAGGCAUCCCCAAUGAGUUCAAGGACCUCUACCGGGAUGAGGAGCUCAUUCAAAUCCUCAUUGACCUCAUCCACACUGCGGCUGAUCUGGACAUCUUGGAUUUCCAAGAGUUCUGCAAGCAUCUCGACACGCCCAAACCCAUGUGGUCCAAGACUCAAGCCACCACGGGUAAGCACAAGCCUGUGUAUUGAGGGGAUAACGCACAAAACUGCUGGAACAAAACCAACAAAAAAAAACAUUAGUUAAAUUCGCCCUGCCCACAACCAUCCAACCAACCAACCAUCCGAUCUGCGUCCGAUCAUGAAGAGACACUGUGUCGCCACCUGAUUGUGUCCUAUCAUAUACUACGUAGCUGUGAGUUGUGUUACUGCAUCAAUCAAGAUUUCAAAAUGGAACGAGCCGCCAACAAACAUCAUCAAUUGAGUGGGGGGGUUGGAGGUCCGGCGGGUUCUGGCCUCCCACCAUUGUUUUUGUCGUCCACUCAUCCCCCAUCCCUCGAUCCAUUCAUCCAUGUAUGCAGGUACAGUUGCGGUUCUCAACGGUUGGGGAGAAGAGGGCUGUAUGACAACUGACCGGCGGCGGCAUUGUGAAUCGUUAAAACAAAGCCUUUGCCCAAGACUGGACAUGUUCCACAAAACCAUAGUAUCAAUAUCCAAGCAUCAAGCCGUCAAAAAAUUCUUCACCCAAUUUAGUCCAAGCACGCUUGACGUCAAUUCAGUUAUUUAUGGACUCUUCAUGGUUUCAAGGAACAAGUUUAGCCAUUUACGAUGCUCGUUGCUUUUGAUCCUGUUGUGAGUGUGCUCGAUGCAGGCAGUUCUUGUGCCUCCAAAGCUCGGGUUUGGCUUUCCUUCCAAUUCCUCGCGUCAAAGGAGGACAAUAUGUGGAAAGGUAAACCACGAGGACAAAAUCCAUGCCAAAUCAAAUCAUGAGUGUCAAACAAAAAAAAGGUCCCAAACCAAUUAUCAUGAAUGAAACAUAUUAUGAGCUCAUCAAUGGUCAAUCUAUAUCUAUCUUUCCGCAUAUACAUAUUCACACAACUCGGCGAAGAAUUAUAAAACCGAUACAUGAUUUCUAGUGAAAUAAACGUACAUAAUCCAACAA